Messenger RNA from Pestalotiopsis fici W106-1, 270 nucleotides. RefSeq lists its product as uncharacterized. The record is from RefSeq and is a predicted model, not a curated record. The transcript has 4 exons. Bases 1 to 270 code for a protein of 89 amino acids. Lineage: Eukaryota; Fungi; Ascomycota; Sordariomycetes; Amphisphaeriales; Sporocadaceae.
AUGUAUCCCACUCAGAUUAUGAGAAUGCAGCCUACGAGACGCAUGAUGCGUGCUCCUCCUGCCGAGGACCAAGCUGGCCACACUGUCUCCCAGCGUCUGCGCAAGCUCCGAAAGAUCCCGGCCGAGCUGUGGCCUCUCGGUAUCGUCGUCGGUUUCGCCGUCUUCGCCGCCGGCUACUCGAGCGCCCGCAAGUUCUGGGUUGACAAGAACCUGCGCCUGCAGCGACAAAACCGCGCAGCUGAUGCUGCCGCUUCGGGAGAGCACCACUAA